Messenger RNA from Terrapene triunguis (Three-toed box turtle), 670 nucleotides. Its product is annotated as very long-chain specific acyl-CoA dehydrogenase, mitochondrial-like. The record is from RefSeq and is a predicted model, not a curated record. The annotation marks the transcript as partial. The transcript has 6 exons. Gene Ontology annotation, molecular function: fatty-acyl-CoA binding; very-long-chain fatty acyl-CoA dehydrogenase activity; flavin adenine dinucleotide binding. Lineage: Eukaryota; Metazoa; Chordata; Testudines; Emydidae.
GGCCCCACCGCUGACCUGUUCCCGUCUCUCCCCAGCUCCAGGGGGCCCCCGGUCUGGACGUACCCCACCCCCCUGCCCUGCGCCACCUGUCUGUACAGCACCCAUACUGCCGAGGCUGUGCUGGAUAAGGCUGGGGCAGGGACGGCUUCCCAGACUGUAUCCAAGAGCAAGUCCCUGCCAGAGGAGUCGAAGUCUUUUGCCAUGGGGAUGUUCCAGGGUCGGAUGAGCACGGAGCAGGUGUUCCCCUACCCUUCAGUGCUGACCGAGGAGCAGGUGCAGUUCCUGAAGGAGCUCGUCGGACCCGUCAGCCGUUUCUUCCAGGAAGUGAACGACCCGGCGGCGAACGACUCGCUGGAGCGGGUGGAGGACCGGACCAUGCAGGGGCUGAAGGAGCUGGGGGCCUUUGGGCUGCAGAUCCCCCCUGAGCUGGGGGGUCUGGGGCUGAGCAACACCCAGUACGCCCGGCUGGUGGAGAUCGUGGGUCUGCACGACCUGGGCGUGGGGAUCACGCUGGGGGCCCAUCAGUCCAUCGGCUUCAAGGGGUUGCUCCUCUACGGGACGCCCCAGCAGAAGGAGAAGUACCUGCCCCGGCUGGCCACAGGUGAGGGGCGCUGGGGGGGGCUACAUAAGAACGGCCGUACUGGGUCAGACCAAAGGUCCAUCCAGCCAC